AUGCCUCCGUCAAAGGUUUCUGCUCUUCCUCGCUAUUCUCCCCCAACAAAAGGGUUCCUCUCAUAUGUGCCAUCAUCAUGGGUCCCUUACGUUGAACUUACCCGUUUCGAGAAACCACAUGGUAUCUACAUGAUCUUGUACCCUUAUAUCAUGGGUCUGUUAUAUGCUGCUAAAAUCGCGCCGGCUCCGAUAUCUCUUUCAUUCUUCAUUUCUCGUGCCAUUACUCUUACGAUAUGGACUGUUUUCCUCCGAAGCGCCGGUUGUGCUUGGAACGACAACGUCGACCAAGAUUACGAUAGGAAAACAGCCCGGUGCUGCAACAGGCCAAUCGCGCGCGGCGCAAUUUCGACUCUUCAAGGCUAUGUGUUUACCACUGUGUUGGUGUUGUUUGGCUACCUGUCUCUCCAAGACCUUCCCAUUGAAUGCAAGAUGGAUGCCACUGUCACUCUUGCUCUGGCAUGCAUCUACCCAUUUGGAAAACGCUUCACACAUUUCGCUCAAGUUCCUCUCGGGGCAACUUUGUCGAUGGCUAUUAUCUCAGCACAGCAUUCCGUUGGCGUCGACCCUUUCUCGCAGGAGAACAUUGUACCAACGGCUUGCCUGGUCAGCUCCAUUAUAAUGCUUGUCAUGUUCUAUGACGUUGUUUACGCGCGCCAGGACACUGCUGAUGAUUUGAAGUCUGGCGUCAAAGGUAUGGCUGUUCUCUUCCGCAACUGGAUCAAGACAUUGCUUGUAUCUCUGAUUGCUGGAAUUACGGCGCUUCUCUACACUGCAGGACAUGCUGUCGGAAUGAGCGCACUCUUCUUCCAGCUGUCCGUUGCUGGUCCUGCCGUUAGCCUUCUUUUGAUGGUUACCCUCAUGUCCAUCAACUCCAAGAAGUAUGCAUGGUAUGCAGGCAAGUCCUACGUUUUGGCCAUUGCUUGCUUGCUUAGUGGAUUCUCUGUGGAGUAUUACAAGACAAUUGUGUAG
Messenger RNA from Trichoderma virens Gv29-8, 969 nucleotides. RefSeq lists its product as uncharacterized. The record is from RefSeq and is a predicted model, not a curated record. Lineage: Eukaryota; Fungi; Ascomycota; Sordariomycetes; Hypocreales; Hypocreaceae. The transcript has a single exon. Gene Ontology annotation, biological process: ubiquinone biosynthetic process. Gene Ontology annotation, cellular component: mitochondrial inner membrane. Bases 1 to 969 code for a protein of 322 amino acids. Gene Ontology annotation, molecular function: 4-hydroxybenzoate polyprenyltransferase activity.